AUGUUGAGGUCAUUCUUUACACUCACCAACCUUCUUCUAUCUACUGCAGUAGCCUUGCCAUCCGGCAUUAUACGUAGUAGCCAUAUUUCAGGCGGCUUGUCCGCCCGGGGAUCCUGCGCGACGCAAGCGUCCGACGCCACCAACGACGGCGACCAAGGGGGUGCCGGUAUUAAACUAAGUUAUAGCGGUAGUGGAUCUCGCAGCUUCUUCGUGUACGAGAACAGCUGCGACAGCAUACCACUCAAGUAUGUGACUGUCAGUGCCGGAGAGACUAAGUUUGUAGCGUUACCGGAACUAUUCCAAGGCCGCAUCGUGCGUGGCUCUGAUGCCAACUUAGACGGACAGCCGCACUUGUUAGGUACCUGGCUCGAGCUCGGACUAGACGGCACCGGCAAGGGCUACGGUGAUAUAUCACUGAUUCGAGGUUGUGAUGGUCCUGUGACUCUUGCCGCCGAAGAUGGGACCGGUGUGACUACCGGCUUCGAUGACUUGAGUGUAUUAGCGGACGCACCUGAAGGCGUCUACGAGAUCGAGAGUGACGGAACGAAAGUUAUCGAGGCCACUGAGGGCGAACUUUCUGCUGUCGUCGAGCCCGUGAGGGACUACCUUGCUAGCAAGCUCGGGUACGAGAAGGCGUACAUCGACGACUACCAUGGCAACCCUGUCAUCUGCUCCUCCAACGAACGAUUCAGUGCUACAUUCUACUAG
This is a messenger RNA of Daldinia childiae, 708 nucleotides long. RefSeq lists its product as uncharacterized. The coding region runs from base 1 to 708 and encodes 235 amino acids. The transcript has a single exon. The record is from RefSeq and is a predicted model, not a curated record. NCBI's taxonomy places the organism in Eukaryota, Fungi, Ascomycota, Sordariomycetes, Xylariales, Hypoxylaceae.